CAAUGCUACAAAAUCAUAGAACUAGAAUCCAAAAUCACGGAAUUCUCUCUAUUGCGCACGUUAAGAACCCAGUUAUUGUUGGAUUCAGUCUUCAUUAACAUGGAAUUAGGUUUUCGUAAUACCUUAACUGGAAAUAUUGGCAACAAUUUUCUGUCUGGUGCCAGGAUUGGGGGUCGUAGUCAGACGCAUCACGAUGCCAUCGUUAUUGGUGUUGGGAUUGGAGGGCUGGUGGCCGCAACACAGCUGGCGGUAAAGGGAGCUAGGGUUUUGGUUUUGGAAAAGUAUGUCAUUCCUGGAGGAAGCUAUGGCUUCUAUCAGAGGGAGGGAUACACUUUUGAUGUGGGUCAUCUUUCAUGUUUGGUUUCAGCGAUAAGCCUAUUAUCUUCCCCAAAAUGCUGGAGAGAGAGCUUGCAAGUAUAUAAAAGAUCCUGAGCUGUCGUCUUUCAAUGAUGCCGAGGUGCAAUUAAGUUAUUUCUCAAUCACGUAGGAAGUUCAUUUGAUUUCUGUACUCUGGGGUCCACACGUAGCCUGCCACACAAAUCUCACUUGAUCAUCUUUGUUAUAGUGACAGUUAAUGCA
Molecule: messenger RNA, 579 nt
Organism: Tripterygium wilfordii
Lineage: Eukaryota; Viridiplantae; Streptophyta; Magnoliopsida; Celastrales; Celastraceae
Product: prolycopene isomerase, chloroplastic-like
Exons: 2
Coding region: 100-432 (110 amino acids)
Biological process (GO): carotenoid metabolic process
Source: RefSeq, a predicted model, not a curated record